GCGCCCGCCGCCCGCCCGCCCGCGCGGACCCCCGCCCCCGCGCGGGUCCCUUGAUUUUUUUUUAUUUCUAUUUUUAUUAAAGCUGAGGAGAGCAGAAGCCCCCCGCUGUCUCCUGCUGGAAGUGGGGGUGUUCUUGGGGGGGGGGGAGAAACUUAUUUUCAACAAGUUUUUUUUUUUUUUUUUUUUUGAAUUAAUUAUUUUAGCCCCUCUCCCCUUUCGAUGUGCGGCUUUGGACAUGCGGAGGCUACUGCAACCGUGUUGGUGGAUCUUUUUCUUGAAAAUCACCAGCUCCGUGCUCCAUGAUGUGGUGUGCUUCCCCGCUCUGACUGAAGGUUACGUCAGCUCCCUGCAUGAAAACAGACAUGGUAGUUCCGUGCAGAUACGGAGGCGAAAGGCUUCGGGGGAUCCUUACUGGGCGUACUCAGGUACCUAUGGUCCCGAACACUGGGUCACUUCCAGUGAGAAGUGCGGAGGGUAUCACCAGUCUCCGAUCGACAUUGUAGACCAUCAGGCGCAUGUUGGAGACGAGUAUCAAGAACUGCAGCUUGAUGGUUUUGACAAUGAAUCUUCUAACAAGACUUGGAUGAAAAAUACAGGAAAAACAGUUGCCAUCCUUCUGAAGGAUGAGUAUUUCGUGAGUGGCGCCGGGCUGCCAGGCAGAUUCAAGGCAGAGAAAGUGGAGUUUCACUGGGGUCAAAGCAACGGAUCGGCUGGCUCUGAGCACAGCAUCAAUGGCAAAAGGUUCCCUGUUGAGAUGCAGAUUUACUUCUACAAUCCUGAUGACUUUGACAGUUUUGGAACAGCAGUUCUGGAAAACAGGGUGGUGGGAGCCAUGGCCGUGUUUUUCCAAGUCAGUCAGAGGGACAAUCCCGCGCUGGAUCCCGUUAUCCAUGGGUUGAAGGGCGUCGUACAUCACGAGAAGGAGACCUUUCUGGAUCCCUUUGUGCUGAGAGACCUUCUGCCAACGUCGCUGGGGAGUUACUACCGCUACGCAGGCUCCCUGACAACUCCCCCCUGCAGCGAGAUCGUCGAGUGGAUAGUUUUUCGGAAGCCCGUUCCUAUUUCUUACCAUCAGCUGGAGGCAUUCUAUUCCAUAUUUACCACCGAACAGCAAGACCAUGUCAAGUCUGUGGAGUAUUUGAGGAAUAACUUCCGACCACAGCAAAAUCUGAACAACAGGAAGGUGUCAAAGUCUGCUGUGAAGGAUGCUUGGAGCCAAGAUACGACAGACAUCUUGGAAAACCCACUCGGUACAGAAGCUUCCAAAGCUUGCAGCACUCCUCCUGUCAACAUGAAAGUGCAGCCUGUGAACAGAACUGCAUUGCUUGUAACCUGGAACCAACCAGAAACAGUCUACCACCCUCCUAUCAUGAACUACAUGAUCUCCUACAGUUGGACUAAAAACGAAGACGAAAAGGAGAAGACUUUCACCAAGGACAGUGACAAGGACCUGAAGGCCAUCAUUAGCCAUGUCUCACCUGACAUCCUUUAUCUGUUCAGAGUUCAAGCAGUUUGCCGAAAUGAAAUGCGUAGUGACUUUAGCCAGACAAUGCUCUUUCAAGCUAACACUACUCGAAUUUUCGAGGGGACCAGAAUUGUGAAAACAGGAGUGCCCACCGCCUCACCGGCCUCCUCAGCUGACAUGGCGCCCAUCAGCUCCGGCUCCUCUACCUGGACCUCCGCCGGCCUCCCCUUCUCCUUCGUGUCCAUGGCCACAGGGAUGGGGCCCUCCUCCAGCGGCAGCCAGGCCACCGUGGCCUCGGUGGUGACCAGCACCUUGCUGGCGGGGCUGGGCUUCAGCGGCGGCGGCAUCUCCUCCUUCCCCAGCAGCGUGUGGCCCACCCGCCUCCCCGCGGCGGCGGCCCCCAGCAAGCAGCCGGGCCGGCCGGUGGUGGCCGCCACCGAGGCCACGUCCUCACCGGAGCGGGACGCGGCGCUGACCAAGGAUGGCGAGGGAGCGGAGGAGGGAGAAAAGGACGACAAGAGCGAAAGUGAGGAUGGGGAGAGGGAGCAUGAGGAAGAGGAAGAAAAGGACACGGAGAAGAAGGAGAAGAGCAGAGCGACUGAGGCUGCCGCGGACGUGCGAAAUAGCACAGAGCCGCCGCAAGCCACUGGUGCCCCCAAUAGGACUGCUGGGGAGGAAGGAAAUAAAACCAUAUCGGGUCAAGAGCAAAACCAAAAUGUUGCCCCAACAGAUGGACAUCCCACGGAGGAGACUUCUACAGCAGCAGAGCCCCAGCCCCCGCCUCUCCCCUCCACCCAAGUGCCAUCAGUGUUCACCGACGAACUUUCCCUGGGCAAGAGCCCACGAAAACCAGAGACAACAAGGAAACCUCUUCCAAAGGAGGACCGCUUUCCAGAGGAAAACCCCUCAGAUAACAAAUUCAUCACCAUCAACCCAGCUGACAAGAACAGCUCCAGCAUGGCCACGAGACCUUCUACUGGUAAAAUGGAAUGGAUCAUCCCGCUUAUUGUGGUCUCAGCACUGACCUUCGUGUGCCUCAUUCUUCUGAUUGCUGUGCUUGUUUACUGGAGAAAGUGUUUUCAGACUGCUCAUUUCUAUGUGGAAGACAGCAGCUCACCGCGUGUGGUCCCCAAUGAAAGUAUUCCCAUUAUACCUAUUCCAGAUGAUAUGGAAGCAAUUCCAGUCAAGCAGUUCGUUAAACACAUCAGUGAGCUGUAUUCUAAUAACCAGCAUGGGUUCUCAGAAGACUUUGAGGAAGUGCAGCGCUGUACAGCCGACAUGAACAUCACUGCGGAGCACUCCAACCACCCCGACAACAAGCACAAGAACAGAUAUAUCAACAUCCUCGCGUAUGAUCACAGUAGGGUGAAGCUAAGGCCUUUACCAGGAAAAGAUUCGAAGCACAGUGACUACAUUAAUGCCAAUUAUGUUGAUGGUUACAACAAAGCAAAAGCCUACAUUGCUACCCAGGGACCUUUAAAAUCUACAUUUGAAGAUUUUUGGAGGAUGAUUUGGGAACAAAACACUGGAAUCAUUGUCAUGAUCACAAACCUUGUUGAAAAAGGAAGAAGGAAAUGCGAUCAGUACUGGCCAUCAGAAAACAGCGAGGAGUAUGGCAACAUUAUAGUCACGCUGAAGAGCACAAACAUUCACGCCUGCUACACUGUGCGCCGCUUCACCAUCAGGAACACAAAGAUGAAAAAGGGUCAGAAGGGAAAUCCCAAAGGGCGGCAGAAUGAGAGAAUGGUUAUUCAGUAUCACUACACUCAGUGGCCUGACAUGGGUGUGCCGGAGUAUGCCCUGCCUGUGCUAACCUUCGUUCGGAGAUCCUCGGCAGCCAGAACUACGGACAUGGGACCAGUGGUUGUGCACUGCAGUGCUGGUGUUGGCAGAACUGGUACCUACAUUGUGAUAGACAGUAUGCUGCAACAGAUAAAAGACAAAAGCACAGUUAAUGUCCUGGGUUUCCUGAAACACAUCAGGACACAGCGCAACUACCUCGUCCAGACAGAGGAGCAGUACAUUUUUAUUCAUGAUGCCUUGUUGGAAGCCAUCCUUGGGAAGGAAACUGAAGUAUCUGCAAACCAGCUGCAUAGUUAUGUUAACAGCAUCCUCAUUCCUGGCAUAGGAGGGAAGACACGACUAGAAAAACAGUUCAAGCUGGUUACACAGUGUAAUGCAAAGUACGUAGAAUGCUUCAGUGCUCAGAAAGACUGCAACAAAGAGAAGAACAGGAACUCAUCAGUCGUGCCGUCUGAGCGUGCUAGAGUGGGCUUGGCACCACUGCCUGGAAUGAAGGGAACUGAUUACAUUAAUGCCUCUUAUAUCAUGGGCUACUACAGGAGUAACGAGUUCAUCAUAACCCAACAUCCGCUGCCACAUACAACUAAAGAUUUCUGGCGAAUGAUCUGGGAUCACAAUGCACAAAUCAUCGUCAUGCUACCGGAUAACCAGAGCCUGGCAGAAGAUGAGUUUGUGUACUGGCCAAGUCGCGAGGAAUCCAUGAACUGUGAGGCCUUUACUGUGACCCUUAUCAGCAAAGACAGACUGUGCCUCUCUAACGAAGAGCAAAUUAUCAUCCAUGACUUUAUCCUUGAAGCUACCCAGGAUGACUACGUUCUGGAAGUCCGUCACUUUCAAUGUCCUAAAUGGCCAAAUCCAGAUGCUCCUAUAAGCAGUACCUUUGAACUCAUUAAUGUAAUCAAGGAAGAGGCCUUAACAAGGGAUGGCCCCACCAUAGUUCAUGAUGAGUAUGGAGCUGUGUCGGCAGGAACGCUGUGUGCCCUUACCACUCUGUCCCAGCAGCUGGAGAAUGAAAAUGCUGUCGAUGUUUUCCAGGUGGCAAAGAUGAUAAAUCUUAUGCGGCCUGGAGUAUUUACAGACAUUGAACAGUACCAGUUUCUUUACAAGGCAAUGCUAAGCUUGGUCAGCACUAAGGAAAAUGGAAAUGGUCCCAUGACACUGGACAAAAACGGUGCUGUGAUGGCCAGUGAUGAAUCAGAUCCCGCGGAAAGCAUGGAGUCUCUUGUCUAAUUGGAAACCUGAAAAGGCACUUAAUUUGUAGAACUUCUGAAGACUGAGCGAACUUUUUUGAGGCCUUUUUUGCCAGACUCUAGGUUAUACAAUAACCCAAUUACUUUUUUACACUGAUAAAAGUUUUGAUAUUUAUUUUUUGCCAUUUUAUGUCUUAAUGGUAUCCUACUGAGCAUUUGCACCUCUGUUUAUUUCACACAGUGAAACGCAAUUUUAUCUAGUUUGCACUAUAUGAUCAGUGUUACUGCCUAUAAUAUUCUAAUACAAAACAAGCCCUGAUGUGACAUUCCAUGACAACAAGCAUAUGCUUUUUUGUUUUGUUUAAAUGAAGUUAAGUGAAGUUUUGCUAACUACAGUGACCCUCAAAUCUUACAUCUCGAAUGCUAGACCAGGUGGAUUCUUUCUAUGACAGAUACUAUACCCCUUCAUACCAUAUUUAUUAUUUUAAUUAUCAUGUCACAAUUUUGGUAACUGUAGUCUGUAUUCCAGUGGAAUGGAUGAGCAAAGUUCAUCCUUUCUUGACAAAAUGUGGCAGGUGAUUUUUAGCUACAAUGAAGAUGUGACAGCCUUGUGGAGCUGAAACAAUUGUGUCUGUAUUGUUUCAAAUUACUGUUUUGUACACUCACAGGCCUAGGACUUGCUUCACAUAGAAUAUAUAAAUUACAUACAAUAGAAAUAUGAAUUAGAUGCAAUUCAUAUGCGGGACACAUUUACAGGUUUUGAAUUUACAGCUCCAAAGUUUCCCUAUUUAUUCAGGAAAAAUGUCAAUUUUAGUUUUAUUUUCAUCAGAGCCAAUACAGUGAGAAAUCUACUACAGUCCCAAAUCAGACCUGUUUUCAGAUAUAUUGAAGGUAGCAAUAUUUUACAUUACUAAGCUAUUCAAUAUUUUAAACACAUUAAUUUCCUUACUAUUUCUUGAAUAUGACCUCACACCUAAUGGUAUGUUACAUGAUGACAGGCGUUUCUUAAUUUCAUAACUGUUAGAUGCCAUUUUUACAGGUGUGUAAUUUUCAUACUUUAGUGCUAAAACAUAAAGUACUGAUCCAUAUUUACUGGUGAAGCAAACUAAUAAAAAAAACUACCUAUAAA
Messenger RNA from Rhea pennata, 5587 nucleotides. It is a transcript of the gene PTPRG, whose product is annotated as protein tyrosine phosphatase receptor type G. Gene Ontology annotation, molecular function: protein binding; protein tyrosine phosphatase activity. Bases 236 to 4498 code for a protein of 1420 amino acids. The transcript is spliced from 29 exons. NCBI's taxonomy places the organism in Eukaryota, Metazoa, Chordata, Aves, Rheiformes, Rheidae. Gene Ontology annotation, biological process: protein dephosphorylation. The record is from RefSeq and is a predicted model, not a curated record.